Molecule: messenger RNA, 4299 nt
Organism: Carlito syrichta (Philippine tarsier)
Lineage: Eukaryota; Metazoa; Chordata; Mammalia; Primates; Tarsiidae
Gene: MARCHF6
Product: membrane associated ring-CH-type finger 6
Exons: 26
Coding region: 186-2714 (842 amino acids)
Cellular component (GO): endoplasmic reticulum membrane
Source: RefSeq, a predicted model, not a curated record
ACAUAUGUAGAGUGUGUCGGUCAGAAGGAACACCUGAGAAACCUCUUUAUCACCCUUGUGUAUGUACUGGCAGUAUUAAGUUUAUUCAUCAAGAAUGCUUAGUUCAGUGGCUGAAACACAGUCGAAAAGAAUACUGUGAAUUAUGCAAGCACAGAUUUGCUUUUACACCAAUUUAUUCUCCAGAUAUGCCUUCACGGCUUCCAAUUCAAGACAUAUUUGCCGGACUGGUUACAAGUAUUGGUACUGCAAUACGAUAUUGGUUUCAUUAUACACUUGUGGCCUUUGCAUGGUUGGGAGUUGUUCCUCUUACAGCAUGCCGCAUCUACAAGUGCUUGUUUACUGGCUCUGUGAGCUCACUACUGACACUGCCACUAGACAUGCUGUCGACGGAAAAUUUGUUGGCGGAUUGUUUGCAGGGUUGUUUUGUGGUGACAUGCACACUGUGUGCAUUCAUUAGCCUGGUGUGGUUGCGAGAGCAGAUUGUCCAUGGGGGCGCGCCAAUUUGGUUGGAGCAUGCUGCUCCACCCUUCAAUGCUGCUGGACACCACCAAAAUGAGGCUCCAGCAGGAGGAAAUGGUGCAGAAAAUGUUGCUGCUGAUCAGCCUGCCAACCCACCUGCUGAGAAUGCCGUGGUCGGGGAGAACCCCGAUGCCCAGGAUGAUCAGCCUGAAGAGGAGGAGGAGGACAAUGAGGAGGAAGAUGAUGCUGGUGUCGAAGAUGCGGCAGAUGCUAAUAAUGGAGCCCAGGAUGACAUGAACUGGAAUGCUUUAGAAUGGGACAGAGCUGCUGAAGAGCUUACAUGGGAAAGAAUGCUAGGACUUGAUGGGUCACUAGUUUUUCUGGAACAUGUCUUCUGGGUGGUGUCUUUAAAUACACUGUUCAUUCUUGUUUUUGCAUUUUGCCCUUACCACAUUGGUCAUUUCUCCCUUGUUGGUAUGGGAUUUGAAGAACACGUCCAGGCAUCUCAUUUUGAAGGACUGAUCACAACCAUAGUUGGGUAUAUACUUUUAGCAAUAACACUGAUAAUUUGUCAUGGCUUGGCAACUCUUGUUAAAUUUCACAGGUCUCGUCGCUUACUGGGAGUCUGCUAUAUUGUUGUUAAGGUCUCUUUGUUAGUGGUGGUAGAAAUUGGAGUGUUCCCCCUGAUUUGUGGUUGGUGGCUGGAUAUUUGUUCCCUGGAAAUGUUUGAUGCUACUUUGAAAGAUCGAGAACUGAGCUUUCAGUCUGCUCCGGGUACUACCAUGUUUCUGCAUUGGCUGGUGGGAAUGGUCUAUGUCUUCUACUUUGCCUCCUUCAUUCUGUUGCUGAGAGAGGUACUUCGACCUGGUGUCUUGUGGUUUCUAAGAAAUUUGAAUGAUCCAGAUUUUAAUCCAGUACAGGAAAUGAUCCACUUGCCCAUUUAUAGGCAUCUCCGAAGAUUUAUUUUAUCAGUGAUUGUCUUUGGCUCCAUUGUCCUCCUGAUGCUUUGGCUUCCUAUACGUAUAAUUAAGAGUCUGCUGCCUAAUUUUCUUCCGUACAAUGUCAUGCUCUACAGUGAUGCUCCGGUGAGUGAGCUGUCCCUUGAGCUGCUCCUGCUUCAGGUUGUCUUGCCAGCAUUGCUUGAACAGGGACACACGAGGCAGUGGCUGAAAGGGCUGGUGAGAGCGUGGACGGUGACUGCUGGGUACUUACUGGAUCUCCAUUCUUAUUUGUUGGGAGACCAGGAAGAAAAUGAGAACAGUGCAAACCAACAGGUCAACAAUAACCAGCAUGCUCGAAAUAACAACGCUAUUCCUGUGGUGGGGGAAGGCCUGCAUGCAGCCCACCAAGCCAUACUCCAGCAGGGAGGGCCUGUCGGCUUUCAGCCUUACCGUCGGCCUUUAAAUUUUCCACUCAGGAUAUUUCUGUUGAUUGUCUUCAUGUGUAUAACAUUACUGAUCGCCAGCCUCAUCUGCCUUACUUUACCAGUAUUUGCUGGCCGUUGGCUAAUGUCAUUUUGGACGGGGACUGCCAAAAUCCAUGAGCUCUACACAGCUGCUUGUGGUCUUUAUGUUUGUUGGCUAACCAUAAGGGCCGUGACGGUGCUGGUGGCAUGGAUGCCCCAGGGACGCAGAGUCAUCUUCCAGAAGGUUAAAGAGUGGUCCCUCAUGAUAAUGAAGACUUUGAUAGUUGCAGUGCUGCUGGCUGGAGUUGUCCCUCUUCUUCUGGGGCUCCUGUUUGAGCUGGUUAUUGUUGCUCCCCUGAGGGUCCCCUUGGAUCAGACUCCUCUUUUUUAUCCAUGGCAGGACUGGGCACUUGGAGUCCUGCAUGCCAAAAUCAUUGCAGCUAUAACGCUGAUGGGCCCCCAGUGGUGGUUGAAAACUGUGAUAGAACAGGUUUAUGCAAAUGGCAUCCGGAACAUUGACCUUCACUAUAUCAUUCGUAAACUGGCAGCUCCAGUGAUCUCUGUGCUUUUGCUUUCCCUGUGUGUACCUUAUGUCAUAGCUUCUGGUGUUGUUCCUUUGCUAGGUGUUACUGCAGAAAUGCAAAACUUAGUCCAUCGGCGGAUUUAUCCAUUUUUACUGAUGGUUGUGGUAUUGAUGGGGAUCCUGUCCUUCCAGGUCCGCCAGUUUAAGCGCCUUUAUGAACAUAUUAAAAAUGACAAAUACCUUGUGGGGCAGCGCCUCGUGAACUAUGAACGGAAAUCUGGCAAACAAGGCACAUCUUCUCCGCCUCCACAGUCAUCCCAAGAAUAAAGUGGUUGUCUCAACUCCUUGACCUUCCCCUUGCCUUUACGUGUCCUUUUUUGUGGACUUCUCUCUUCAGAGACUUUCCCCAGUGAUCUCUCAGCGCUGCUUUUAAGUUAAAUGUCUUUGGUUUGUGUUCUCGGCAUCCAGGGAGCAGCGGUGUAGGCUCUACUGCUUUCCCUGCGUCUUCUGACAUCACUGCUGUCUGAGAUCUGUAUAUGUGUAAAUAGAAGUUCCUUGAUACCCCAAAACCUUGGAUUAAACAGAAUGUGCAUUGUACAUCUUUAAACAAAUGUAUAUUAAUUUAUUAAAUCUAGUUGUCACUUUAUUUUGAACCUGCUGUGAUCUCGACAGGAAACGUGCCACAGAGCAGUAGUGCACAGGCAAGACUUUGCAGUGCCGUCUUGUGAGUGCAGUGCAUGGCGUUCCUAGCAGCUCUCCCCAGGGAACUGUACAUUCUGUCUCUUGGCUGGUCAGACCUUACUGAGAAUGGAAAAGGAAGCAAGUAGAAAUCAGCAGUGGAGUGUCUGUGGUGAUUUUUUCUCUUUCUGUUAGUUCACUGGAGAAACAAUGGAGGUGGUACAUCUCAAUUCCAGAUGUAAACAAAAAGAAUUUUUAUUUCAACAUUUAAUAUAACUGUUAUUACUGUGGAUUCUUGUCUUGUGUUUUUUCUUUCCCUUAUUCAAGUAAUAGAACUUUCCUUCAUGAUUUGAACCUAGAUAUGUCAUUUCUGUAUUGGCAAAAUGCUAUUAUUAAAGUGUAAUUCUUGAAUUUAGGUUGGAUUGAUGACUUUUUAAAACAGAACAAAAACACUGGACAUUGCUUCAUUAUAUUACGUUUGUACAUGCACACACAUACAGGAAAUCGUAGUGCCAUUAUAAGAACACUGGCAUUUUUUGCAACUCUGCAGGUUAGCUGCUUAUAUUCAUUUUCAGGAUUGAGUAUUCUAAGCUCUACUUACUGUGAAAAGUUUUUUACGUUGUGAAAUUAAAAGGCUAUGUUUAAAAUACACCUUCAGAAUGUUAAUUAUUUAGCAGCCAAGAUUGAACUAAAAGUCUUACAACUAAGUGUUAUGAAAAGCCUCUUGUGAUUUCUCAUUUCCUUGAUUAAGCUGUCUUGUUUUUACCUACUUAAUUUGUCCCCUCAGUCAGAUGUUUUUUCAGCCGAUGACUGCCCUGUGUUAUUUUUUUAAACAGCCAUUAUGAAUAAGGGCUUCUUUCAAAUAAUCCUUGACAGUAUCUGUGGCAUUAAUAUAACAUAAAGAUAAGACAGUAUGUGUAUGUUUUCAUUCCUGUCUAUUUUGUAUGAGUGCCUCAUUUUGUAGUCAUGAAAGUUACGCAGUACCUUAAAAGAAAAUGUAAUUUUAGAGGCCAGGAGUAACUGUUAUAGAAGGUAAAUAGUUUAUAGAAGCUAACUUAGUUAUUUGGGGUGUCAGUUUUCUAGGGGUGUCAGUUUUCUAUUAAAGCAAAUACCUUAGAUACUCAGACCAAUUAUAUGUGUAUAUAUUCUAAAAUGCUCUCUUUUUAUGUGGUCAUUUGUUGCCUUCUAAGUUGAGAGAACAAAAUUGAAUAAAGUAAAUGUUAGUUGUAGCCUA